UCACUUCCUGUGAAGAAGCUCAGAUGCCGCCUUUUGGACAGUGCAGAGUCCAGGAGACAGCGGAUUGUUGCGGUGCUGCAGCCCGGCUGCCGGGAGGAGAGGGGCUGCGGCUGGGCUCUCCGCACUAGCGGACGUGGCAGGGCAGGGCACGGCUCGUGUUGAGAGAUGGGGGCCCGGCUCCUGUUCCGUGCUAUCAUCAUGGGCCCUCCCGGCUCGGGAAAAGGGACCGUGUCCGAGCGCAUUGUCAAGACCUUCGGACUAAAGCACCUGUCCAGCGGAGAGCUGCUCCGAACAAACCUCAGGAAUGAGACAGAGUUUGGUUUGUUAGCCAAGUCUUUUAUUGAUGAGGGAAAGCUGGUGCCAGAUGAUGCCAUCACUCAAAUCGUUCUCCAUGAACUGAAAGAAAUGAACCAGUACAACUGGCUGCUGGAUGGGUUUCCCAGGACACUCCCACAGGCAGAGGAACUGCAUAAAGUUUACCAACCAGACACUGUAAUUAAUUUGAACGUCCCUUUUGAGACAAUCAAAAAACGACUGACAUCUCGCUGGAUCCACCCAGGCAGUGGUAGGGUGUACAACGUCGACUUCAAUCCUCCAAAAGUAACAGGGUUUGAUGACCUUACUGGGGAACCUUUGAUUCAGCGUAAUGAUGACAAGCCAGAGACUGUGACUUCAAGGCUCCAGGCAUAUGAAGAACUAACACAGCCAGUUUUGGAAUAUUAUCAAAGUAAAGGCAUUUUGGAAGUCUUCUCAGGAACAGAAACCAACAAGAUUUGGCCUCAAGUGCAUGCUUUCCUCAGCAAGAAGCUGCCAACACUCUCUUAAAUCAAAGAGUACAAAAGCAAGAAGCUAGCAGAGAAGCUUUACAUCAAAUAGCACAUUGACUGAUCAUAUGGCCAGCACUAGAGGGGCAAAAAUGUGGAACAGUCUUCUGAUUCAAGUCUUAAAAUCAACUUGGUAUGAAUUUUUUAACAGCAUUUCUCAGAAGUGCAAGUUUUAAAAAAAAAAUUUUUAAGUUGUUCAUAAUUGAGUAAACUAGCAAAACUACCUAAAUCUUAAUUGAGAAUUGAGAUAACUUUGUCUACCUAGCUGAUCAUUUGUUGUACUAUAGAUAGUUAUUUCAUAUGAUCAGUACUUGACAUAACUAAUUAAGGUGCAAAUGAAAGGGAAUGCUAUGAAUGGUUAGCUACAAAAUGUUCGAUUUUGGCAUUUUUUCCCAAAUGAAAGAGAAAACCUUUUGUCAAAAUUUGAAAAAGUUAGAUUUAACUGGUUUCAAUCAAGUAGAGAGGGUAGGAUGGGGAAUGGAGGAAAAGAACGGAAGGGAAGGUCUGUGAUAGAGGGGAAGGCAUGAGUAUUUAAAUGAUAAAAGAAUGAUGGUGCAAGACAAAGGGGAGUGAUAUUGGGCAAUUAAGGAAGCAAAAAAUGGAUCCAGAGGAGCUAAAAAUGACAAAAGUGGCAUCAUUAUCAGUAGCUGCUAUCUGAAUAAAGGCCAACAGUGGUCAUGAUCUGAAAUUGAUGCACACUGUCGUGUGUAAAGGCUGUAAAGUGUCUAAUGGAAAGAUGAGGUGCUGUUCCUCCAGCUUCUGUUGAGCUAUAUUGGAACAAUAUAGGAAGCCAAGGUCAGAGGGGGAAUGGAGCAGAGAAUUAAAAUGAUAGGCAACUGGAGCCUGGGGGUUUGAUUGUGAACUGAGUAGAGGUCUUCAGAAAUGUGGUCACCCACUUUGCAUUUGGUCUCCACUGUAAGAGGAUUGCAAUAUGAGCCGCAAACAGAGCAUACUAAACUGAAAGAAGUGCAAGUGAAUCACUUGAGGGAGUGUUUGGGGCCUUGGACAGCGAGAAGGAAGGGUAGAUGUUGCAUUGCCUGCACUUGGGAAGGUGCCACAGGGUGACAAGGGGGAAAUGUUAACUGUUAAUAACCUGCUGAACAUUUCCAACAUUUUCCAUUUUAAUUUCAGAUUUCCAGUGUGUAGUAUUUGCUUUAAUACAGCAUGGUUCUAAAUCGAGCAUAAAAGGUGUAGCAAGAACCUAUUGUUCCUUACAAUUAAAUUGAGAAUGCAGCACUAUAGGGUGUGUAUUAGUUUCCAGCAUUCCUGGACAAUUAAAGCUAAAAACACACAAGACAAAGGGAAAUGGUAGUUUAGAGAAAAAGGUUAAGUUAAGAAUUUUAGAACAAUUUUUAAAAAAAAAUGUUUUGGGUCAAGGCAAGUGACAAGUUUCAUGGGAAGAAUUAGUGAGAUUUAUCAUAUUGAAUGAUGCCAAUUGCCAAACUACACCCUUGAUCCGAUGCCUCAAAAAAUUACUUCUAAGGAAGUCAGUCUGUAAACAGCCUCCUGCAGCCAGUUUACACACUUUCAGUAUUUUAAUCGAGGUGAUAAGCAACCAAUCUGCAACACCUCUUUGUCCUUUUGUCUGUGACAUCUUUUGGUUAUCUCCACCUAUCACUGGCCCUCUAUCCAGCUCUACUUGUCCCACCCCCCUUAAAGUAGCUUACAUUUCACCACUCUUCUAUUUUUUUCUUGGUUCUGUUGAAGGGUCAUUCGGACUCGAAACGUUAACUGUGCUCCUCUCCGCAGAUGCUGCCAGACCUGCGGAGUUUUUCCAGGUAUUUUUGUUUUUGUUUUGGAUUGUAUUGGUUUGCUCCCAAGCAUGGAGUAAUCUGGAUACUUCCUGUCUGCUACUGCUGCAGGAAUCUGAAAGCAAUGAGCACAAUGGUCAUGAAGCCUUUUGUUCUAAGUGUAAAUGAAAUGUCACAUCUUGAGCUCUGAGUUAGUGGUUUAUGACUCCUUUACUUCCUCCUGCUGUAUGCUGAACCUCUGCUAUUAUAAGCAAGCACAGACAGCACAGUGAUGUUUACAGGUGCCUGUUUUUGAGUGGAUAUUCCAGAACUGUCUGUAAUAAACAUGAAUAACAACCACAUGACCAUGCAUUCGGAGAUGCAAGUUUCACAGCGGGCUGUAGAACAUUUGUGAAUUUUUUGAAAAUAUGAAUGAAUACUGUACAUGAUUUAUGAUGUAACUUUUUAACCUCAGGAAGUAUUUGGAUUUUAGGCCUACUUUUUCCCUCUUGCAAAAAGUUAUGAACACAAUUUACAGCACACUUUUAAAAUGGCAAAAUUGCUACUAUCAGUAGUAGAAUUGCAGAAAUAGACCAACAACAGGAGUAGGGCAUUCAUCCCCUCGAGCCUAAUCUAAUUCAUCUUAAUUGAUUCACCCCGUGCCCCUUGAUACCUACAAUAACUGCAUUCAACAAAAAUCUAUCAAUUUUGUUCUUAAAUUUUCAUUAGCCCAGCAUACACGGAGUUCCAAAUUUCUUCAACCCUCUGUGCAAGAAUAUUUCUUGAUUUCAUUCCAAAAUGGAUUAGCUCUAAUUUUAAAAUUAUGGCCCCUUAUUCUGGAUUCCCCCAGCAGAGGAAAUAUUUGUGCUGCAUUCACCCUAUCUGUCAAAUCUGUUUAUCAUCUACACUCUGCCCAGGUGUUCAUCCACCUGUUCUGCAAUGGUAAAACAUUACUCAUUGUCUGUAUCUGUGCAAUUUUCCAUCUUCAUUGGCAGUUCAUUUUAUUUUAGACACUUAUGAGAGCUAUCCCAAUUGAUUUUUUUUUUGCAAGAGAGCAAAGCAUAGACCAAAAACAGAGUGGCAUAAUUGAGAGGGAAAUUGAUAUUUUUAAACAUUACUAAAAAUGGAAGACUUUACUAGUUAAAUAUGGCAACAUUUGUUCUCAGACUUCCUUGAUUUAAAUAUGAAAUAAAUGAAUCCAUUGUCCUCUUUUCCUAUGUCAAGCUACAACUAAAUGUAUUAUAUGCAAUUAGCAAAUUAAUAAAACUGGAGAAAGUUA
Molecule: messenger RNA, 3833 nt
Organism: Carcharodon carcharias (great white shark)
Lineage: Eukaryota; Metazoa; Chordata; Chondrichthyes; Lamniformes; Lamnidae
Gene: ak3
Product: adenylate kinase 3
Exons: 5
Coding region: 166-825 (219 amino acids)
Biological process (GO): nucleobase-containing compound metabolic process
Cellular component (GO): mitochondrion; cytoplasm
Molecular function (GO): AMP kinase activity; ATP binding
Source: RefSeq, a predicted model, not a curated record